Bufo gargarizans (Asiatic toad) is the source of this 554-nucleotide messenger RNA. RefSeq names its product p21-activated protein kinase-interacting protein 1-like. Lineage: Eukaryota; Metazoa; Chordata; Amphibia; Anura; Bufonidae. The record is from RefSeq and is a predicted model, not a curated record. The transcript is spliced from 6 exons. Gene Ontology annotation, molecular function: protein binding. Bases 48 to 554 code for a protein of 168 amino acids.
CAGGAAGUGGCGUUGUGUUUUGGCUGCACGUGUUACCACCUCACAGCAUGGAGGAGCACGUCGAGUUAGUUAUCGGCUGCUACGAGCAGAUAUUGUUUGGUUACCGAGUGACCCCGGGAGGAGAGCAAUGGACGGCCACAACAGAUUUUACCAAUCAUGCCCACACAGCUUGUUUAUCCGUGGUAGCUGUUAAUAACAGAUUUGUCGCCACCGGAAGCAAAGAUGAAACCAUUCAGAUCUAUGAUAUGAAGAAGAAGGUUGAACAUGGUGCCUUACUACAUCACAAUGGUAGCAUCACAUGCCUGGAGUUCUUUGGCAGAACACACCUAUUAAGUGGGGCUGAGGAUGGAUUGAUGUGUGUGUGGAAUACCAAAAAGUGGGAAUGCCAGCAGACAUUCAGAGCUCACAAGGGUCAUGUUUUGUCUCUUUCAAUUCAUCCAUCUGGAAAGCUAGCAUUAUCGGUCGGCACAGAUAAAACCUUAAGGACCUGGAACCUUGUUGAGGGCCGUUCAGCCUUUAUUAAAAACAUAAAGCAAAGUAGCAAAAAUGCCUAA